AUGGGCCAGUCCCCUUCCAAAAAUGCAAACUCGACCUCCUCUCUGACAACUACUAACGGCCAGGCCUCUGGGGCCGGUCUAGGCGUCAUAUCCGACGAGGGAGGCGACGACCCCAGUAGUAGUGGGUGUAGUGGCACGAGCGCCCACAACAAGACACCUCACCACCAAAAGAGCUCAUCAUCCUCAACUCGACCCCCGACUGGACGAAGCCGCUCGUCCAAGUCCUCGACUGGAGGCUCUCGCAAGGAGCGAACCUCCAUGUCCUUUGAUCACGACUUUUCCAUCGACAACGCUUCUGCAGCCGACUUCAUGAGCAAACCCAAGCGAAGAGUAUCGUCAGGGGCUUCGAAGUCCGCCAAGACUGAUAUGCGACAUGACCCCACAGGUUCCGAGCGUAAGUCUCGCAGAGACAAGGCAGAGGAAGCAGGGCUCGUAGCAGCCAUGGGCGAGGUGGUCAUUUCCCGACCUCAUGACUCGCAGUCAUCGUCGGACACGGAUAACGCCUCACUUGCCUCCACCAAUUCUGAGGGCUCGACUUCGUCACUCACCGCACCAGUUGCUCCCAUUCAAAACUCAAACUCUGAACCUGGCACAGCCCCCGGAGCACAUACCGAACCCAUUUCGAUACCAGGUAAUAAUGACUCCUUAGCGCACUCGAAGUUCCUUUCUGCCAAAAGAACUCCCGCCACCACCCUCCCCCCUCCAGGCUCGUCGGGCCCUGUCGCCACUCCUGUCAUUGCUGUUUCUCACCACGACAACAACGGAUCACUCACCUCGAAUGUAACCUCCGAGGGAUCUCUUUCCGCCAUUUCUAUUGCGUCUUCCUCGGCCACCUCGAACGCAUCCCCCGAGAACGCUGACAAGUCCAAAAUGAGCCCCCAGUCUUCUCAGUCUUCCUCCUCUUCCGAAGAGGAUCUUUCCGAUCUCUCCGGCCUCAAGUCUCCCAUUCCCACCACCCACAUUGGCUCCUCUCGAGCUAACGCCGUGGCUCUGUCCUCCAAGCCCUCUGCUUCAACCCCCCAGCGUGUCGACCUUCCUGCUGGCUACCAGUCGUCAUUGAGUGUGUCUGUUGAUAGUGUCACCGGAUCCCCCGCACGAAACAUCAAGAACCCUAAAAUUGAGCCUGCUGUGUCGGGAGCUUCGGUUGCGUCCACAGCCUCCAGCAAGAAGGCUACCAAGAAACAGCCUUUGCCCUUUGAUGUCAACGAUUUCAUCAAGCGACUUCUCGAUGCUGGAGGAAAAUCUGGAGGAGCUGCCCCCGUGCCCCUGCGACCAAACGAGAUUGUCCAGCUCUGUGCUGCGGCUCGAACCGUGUUCAUGAGCCAGCCUGUUCUGCUGGAGCUCGGUACACCCGUCAAGGUUGUCGGAGAUAUCCAUGGUCAGUUUGGAGACCUUAUUCGAAUCUUUCAAAUGUCUGGUUUCCCUCCAAAGACCAACUACCUAUUCCUUGGUGACUACGUUGAUCGAGGACGACAGUCUCUGGAGACCAUCCUUCUGCUCUUCUGCUUCAAGGUCAAAUACCCCGAGAACUUCUUCAUGCUGCGAGGUAACCAUGAGUGUGCCUCCAUCACCAAGGUUUAUGGUUUCUACGACGAAUGCAAGCGUCGAGCUACGACCAAGAUUUGGAAGUCGUUUGUCGAUACGUUCAACACGCUUCCUAUUGCGGCUACUAUCGGCGGCAAGAUAUUUUGUGUUCAUGGUGGUCUGUCUCCUUACCUCAACUCCAUGGACGACAUCCGAAAGAUCACUCGACCCACCAACGUCCCUGAUGUUGGUCUCUUGUCUGAUCUCUUGUGGUCUGACCCUGAGAGGUCUAUCAUGGAGUGGAGCGAGAACGACCGCGGUGUGUCGUAUUGCUUUGGACGAUCUGUUGUCAACAAAUUCUGCACAAAGUUCAAAUUUGAUUUAGUGUGCCGAGCUCACAUGGUUGUGCAGGACGGAUACGAGUUCUUCAACAAGCGAAAGCUUGUCACCGUGUUCUCCGCUCCCAACUAUUGUGGAGAGUUCGACAACUGGGGAGCUGUCAUGUGCGUGUCCAAGCAGCUCCUUUGUUCUUUUGAGCUACUGAAGCCCAUGGACUCCGCCUCUAUCAAGGAUGCCGUACGAAGGGGCAUCAAAAAGACUCAAAAGGUCAAGCUUGGUGAGUCUUAG
This is a messenger RNA of Yarrowia lipolytica CLIB122, 2151 nucleotides long. RefSeq lists its product as uncharacterized. Gene Ontology annotation, molecular function: protein serine/threonine phosphatase activity. Gene Ontology annotation, cellular component: nucleus; cytoplasm. NCBI's taxonomy places the organism in Eukaryota, Fungi, Ascomycota, Dipodascomycetes, Dipodascales. The record is from RefSeq and is a predicted model, not a curated record.